This is a messenger RNA of Aegilops tauschii subsp. strangulata, 1177 nucleotides long. RefSeq lists its product as uncharacterized. The record is from RefSeq and is a predicted model, not a curated record. Lineage: Eukaryota; Viridiplantae; Streptophyta; Magnoliopsida; Poales; Poaceae.
CUCGAUCCACCUUCCGGCGAAACCAAUUCAUUGCUCGCUUUCGCAAGACUCUUUCUUUCUCCCCUUUCCUCUCCCCCCAACCCGUCCGUCGUCGCCUCCGCCCGAGGUAACCGCCAUAGCCGCGAGGAAUCAAGAACCUUGCCUGCCGCACGUCGUCCCUGAGGACCGAGAGGAGACGAUGGAGGGCGGCUGCGGCGUGGCCGGCGGGACGGAGGGCGGCGGCGGCAAGAAGCAGCAGCAGCAGGCGCGGCCGCAGUUCGGGCGGUCGCUGACGUACCACCACCACCAGGGGCACCGGCUGCUGCCCCGGUGGCGGCGGCCGCAGCUGGCGGACGAGCCCCGCGCGCGGCCGCAGGCGGUGGUGCUCUACACGACGUCGCUGCGCGGGGUGCGGCGCACCUUCGCGGACUGCUCCGCGGCGCGCGCCAUCCUGCGGGGGUCCCGCGUCGCCGUCGACGAGCGCGACGUGUCCAUGGACGCGGCGCUCCGCCGCGAGCUGCAGGCGCUGCUGGCCGCGCGGGGCCGCGCCUUCUCGCUCCCGCAGCUCUUCAUCGGGGGCCGGCUCGUCGGCGGCGCCGACGAGGUCCGGCAGCUGGACGAGUCCGGCCAGCUCCGGCGCCUCCUGGAGGGCGCCGCGGGGCAGGACCCGGCCUUCGUCUGCGACGCCUGCGGCGGGGUGCGCUUCGUCCCCUGCCCCGCCUGCGCCGGCAGCCGCAAGGUGUUCGACGAGGAGGAGGACCGCGCCCUCCGCUGCGGCGACUGCAACGAGAACGGGCUGGUGCGCUGCGCCAACUGCUCCUCCUGAUCCUUCCCCGCCGCUAAUUGAAUCCAAGGGUUAGAGUUGGUAGAUUCGUCGUCAGUCAGAUCAGAGAGGGGCGCAUUUUCGGUUUCUUGGGAGUUCUUGACUUAUGAUUUAUGUAUCCUGAAUCAAUCAAUCCGAUCGUUUGGGGAUCGGAUUGUUAGCUGCUCAUGGACGGAAGAGAACGAAUUGUUCUUGGCUCCUUUGCUGCGGGAAUCGCCGCCCGGUGGUGGUGAUUGGUGAUGAAUAAGAGCCGGUGCUUGUAUAUGUGUGUAAAAUCUGGCGCUGAGAUUAGCCUGAUUGGUUAAUGUGUAACGAAGAACUGAUGUAAAUACUUGAGCUCUGGGAGUGAUAAAUUAUUUUCUAGUUCCUUGAUUA